Messenger RNA from Salvia miltiorrhiza (redroot sage), 5974 nucleotides. RefSeq names its product protein ROS1A-like. Gene Ontology annotation, molecular function: 4 iron, 4 sulfur cluster binding; DNA N-glycosylase activity; DNA demethylase activity. NCBI's taxonomy places the organism in Eukaryota, Viridiplantae, Streptophyta, Magnoliopsida, Lamiales, Lamiaceae. The record is from RefSeq and is a predicted model, not a curated record. The coding region runs from base 1 to 5598 and encodes 1865 amino acids. Gene Ontology annotation, biological process: base-excision repair. The transcript is spliced from 20 exons.
AUGAACCUGGAGAGGGGAUUUCAUGAUGUUUGGGCUCCGGUGACACCAGAAAAGCCGGUAGAGCAGAGAUCGAACCAGGAUCAUAAAGGAGUCGAAAAUUGGCAGGAUUUGCUAGGAAUUUACACCGGUGUUUUGCAGGACGAAAGCUGUGGGUUGCCUCCGGCAUGGCAUCCAAACAGCUGUGUAGGCAUGAAUCCGGUGGAGGUGGAGCCUCCAAUCAAGAAUUUUGUUCCUGUGCCUCAGAAUAUCGGGCAAGCUGGUGUCGUGGGGCUGCACAAUGGCCACGGUGUGGCUUCUGCUGAGACGUGUACUAAGAUGCUGCCUUGCAGUUCUGGCUCAGCUGGAGUAGCCGGUGAGAGUAACUGGAACCACGGCAUACAAGAUGCUGCUCCAGUCGAAAAAUACAGAAGCUUUGACCAAAAUGCUGGAUAUGCAGGCUCCCAUCUGCAGAAUGUGGGAGAUAUGGUUACUCCUAGAAAGGUUAAUUCUUUGGCAGAGCUGAUGGGGAUAGGGGAUGCCCUGGGAAUGAACGGAGACGAAAUAACCUCUGCUGCAAAGAAGGCCGUGCAAAAACAGGAUAUUGGUGAUUACAACCUGCAACAAAUGCCAAGCAGUAGACUUUCGGCGGCUUACAGACCAAGCUACAACAUAGACUUACCACAAAGAUCGGAAGAUGGGGACUCCUCAAGCGUAACUAUGCCUUCCCAUCUAGGACCAGCAACACCAGAUCAUCAUAAACUUCUGAAGAAUGGUGAGGUCAGUCAGAUACCACAUCUGUUGAUAGAAGAAAUCUCAACUAAAGGAGAAUACAAUAAUAAAUUUAUGCUGCCAGAACAAGCUGAAAUUGGAGAGAGAGAGCAUAGUGAUUUUGUUUCUGAUUCUCUGAGUACAGCAUCUCCUGACAUUUCGGCAACCAAGGAGAAGCAAAAUCUUGUUGGUGGAAAUAACGGAGAAUUUGAUCUAAAUGGCACACCACCUCAAAAGGCACCCAAAAGGAGAAAGCACAGACCCAAGGUGGUUAGGGAAGCAAAACCCAAACGAACUCCAAAGCCUGCAGCCAAAGAAAACAAGAACCCCGGUGGAGAUCCUCCCACCAAAAGGAAGUAUGUGCGCAAGAAAAACAUCAAAAGCUCAACAAAUCAAUCUGUUGAUGCAGAAAACGGGGUUGCAGUACCUGAUUCACAACCUCAAGGAAAAUCAUGCAAGAGAGCAUUAAACUUUGACUUGGAAAAUGGAGUAGGAAAGAAAAUCAAAUGCAAAGAAACUGACCGCCAGGAGGAUAAUAAUAAAGGGAGUGAUGCUUCCCAAAAUUCGAGUUUGGAUUUCCAUAGUGCGGGACUGAAUGGGCAAGGUACAUGCACAGUGGAGGCCGUGCAUCAAAACAUUUGCAGAGAACAGAAACAAACAGAACACACGUACAAUUUUGUCCCCUUUGUAGAUAAAAUCCCACCUCAAGAGUCAGUGCCACAUGUAGCCACAGUCCCACCAGCUACAUCGAAAGGACACACUCUGAAUGUCAUCGCAAGGAGUCUAAAUGCGUGCAGUACUAAUAUAAACCAAAGUAAUGUGCAGGGUAAGCAUGGGCAGGUACAUCAUCAUACAAGUGGUGGCUUUAGUCAACUUCUUCUUCUAGCAACUACCGGACAACAGAACUUGGAUGGACUAAGGCAACCAAGGCUUCAGAGCACGCCUCAACUUCUGGAAGAUUUGGUAGGUAACAUGGAGAAAAGAGAACCCAAAAGAGUACGUUCCUACGUUGAGCCGACACAACCCCUGAUUGUCUCUCAGAUAUGUUCCCAUGGAGUCUCUAAGACAGGCCACUUCAACAAAGAAAGCAUAAGAUCGUGGCAAAAUGUUAGCAGUACAAAGGAUGCUGAGAGUAUAAUUAAUGGGCUCAGAAUACCUUCUGGCAAUCCAUCUGCUGAAAAAUUCUCCGAACAAACUGGCAGCCCAAAUAAGAGCCUUCAUGCCCAGACAUACAGAUUACGCAGGAAUGGUGGAAUACCAUAUUUUGGUUCUGAAGAAAUAAGCACAUUGAUGAAUCCAACUUAUGAAAGCAACAAGGCCACUCGUUAUUGGUGCAUGAAUUCCAUCAGUUCUGGAGUUGGGCCUCAGAAGCAAAUCUCAGACAUAGAAUCUCGUCCUUUUGCUGAAGCACAAUACAAUAGCUCCCUUACUGCAAUUGCUAAUUGUCAUAUGUUGUUCACUUCCCAUGGAGGCCCUAAAGUUAUAAGAAGAAAUGAGAUGUCAGAUGCACCUGCUCGUGUGUCCGCAAAGAGGCAGUACACCAGAAAGACACCAGAAAACAAAAUGUCUAGUACACGUAGAGUAGUACAUCAGGAGACCAGAAAUAUACAGGGUUAUGGAUAUGAAUUGACAAAUGACUCAUGCUCACGAGAAUAUAAGAGAAAUAUAUUUUCAGUUGAUGAUAUCAUAGAUGGUAUGAAAAACCUACAGAUCAGUAAGGAAGUGGGAAAUGCUCUUGUUCCAUACGCAGGAGAUGGCGUUGUAGUUCCAUACGAGGCAUUUGAACCAGUCAAAAAACGACGACCACGUCCCAAAGUCGACCUUGAUCCAGAGACAAAUAGGUUAUGGAACCUGUUAAUGGGUAGUGAAGGAAGUGAGAGUGCAGAAACCAUGGAUGAGGAUAAACAAAAACGGUGGGAAGAAGAAAGAAGAGUCUUCCGUGGUCGAGUGGAUUCAUUCAUAGCCCGCAUGCAUCUUGUCCAAGGAGACAGACGAUUCUCCAAAUGGAAAGGAUCAGUGGUUGACUCGGUAAUUGGAGUAUAUCUCACCCAAAAUGUCUCGGAUCAUCUAUCGAGCUCUGCUUUCAUGUCUCUUGCAGCAAAGUUUCCAAUCAAGCCGACAAACAUUAGAGAUACAUCGUGCCAAAAAGCAGGAAACCCAUCGGCUGAAUAUGUGGUCCGUGUAAGUCACCCUGAUGGAACAACUUGUCAUCAGCGAAUGACAACGGAACCAGUUUAUGACCACAACACUCUGAAAUCCAGUAAACUGUCUGAAUACAGUUCAGAAAAAGUUCCUUCAGGCACAGUAGACAAACAUACCGGAAGAACAGAGGAAUGGGUUGUUUCAUCACAAAGUUCUUCAGGAUCCAUGAAUUACAAAGCCUCUGAGGAUAUCAGAUCAAGCUCAGAAUCAAAUUCUGAAGUUGAUGACCAAGUAACUGGGAGCAAUUCGAGAGAAAUCCAUGCCCCUUUAAACUUGUUUGAAGAGGCUGGAGGAAUAACAGAAUUCCAGAAAAAUCAGUUUCAAGAAUUAGGAUUUUCAUUUCUGGACACAAUGCUCUCAAACGAUCAUCAGGAAUAUGAAAAUCUAGCAAACAGGGAUUAUCCAGGAGUCACAAGCAGCACAAAUGCAUAUACUUACCCAUUAACUACCAAUGCACAGCAUAAUCAAGGACCUGAUCCGACAUCCGAGCAUACCUGGCAAGGUAUGCUGAUGGGUGCAGGAAACAGGGACACUGAUGUUUUUGCAUCCUUGGAAAAAGAAUGUACCUCUUCCUUAACUUCUACACAUUGUGAUACCACCAGCGGAACAGUUACAGAAGAGUUACAUAAUAAAGCAGGACGGAGAAUGGAAAGUAGACCGAUGGAGCAACAAACUCCGAGUUACAAGUUACAGGCAUCAACAGUAGACCAUGAAGUUCUUACCAAACAUCUUGAGAAGAAAAUGAAUUUACCAAUUGAGUCUGAGAGCAGGGAUAACCGACAUUUCAUGAACUAUAAACUCGGAGGAAUGCAGGAGACCUUUCAGCAGGAAAGCAUUUUUCCAACGGACACCGUGAAAUCAGCUGAAGCACUCGGGCAAAACCCAACAGAUAAUCAAAAACUCUCUGAAAAUGUCACACUUGAGCCAACUGAGAUGAAUACCAUGCAUGCUUCUAAUGUACAAUCAAGUAGAAUCAGCACAAAGUCAACCGCAACAAAGCAGAAAGAUGAGAAGGAAAAGGAAAAGUCAUUUGAUUGGGAUUCAUUAAGAAAGCAUGCACAAUCAAAGGGUGGUACAAGAGGAAGAAGCAGGGACAUAAUGGACUCUCUGGACUAUGAAGCAUUACGAAAUGCUGAUGUUGGUGAGAUCUCUGACUGUAUAAAGGAAAGGGGGAUGAAUAACAUGCUAGCAGCACGGAUUAAGGCUUUCCUCAACAGAUUGGUUAAAGAUCAUGGAAGCAUUGACCUGGAAUGGCUGCGAGAUGUUCAACCAGACAAAGUUAAGGAUUACUUACUAAGUAUACGCGGUUUGGGGCUAAAAAGUGUGGAGUGCAUACGUCUCUUAACACUUCACCAUCUAGCUUUUCCGGUUGACACAAAUGUUGGACGCAUUGCCGUCCGACUUGGUUGGGUUCCACUUCAACCACUUCCCGAGUCCCUACAAUUGCAUCUUCUUGAACUGUAUCCAGUGCUGGAGUCAAUUCAGAAAUAUCUUUGGCCUCGACUCUGCAUGCUGGAUCAAGAAACCUUGUAUGAGCUACAUUACCAACUGAUAACAUUUGGGAAGGUUUUCUGCACAAAGAGACAACCAAACUGUAAUGCAUGCCCAAUGAGAGGAGAAUGCCGACAUUUUGCUAGUGCUUUUGCCAGCGCAAGGCUUGCUCUCCCAGGCCCAGAAGAGAAACGUGUAGUCUGUUCAGACGUUUCAACGAAUUCCAGUAAAAGCUGUGGCGUAGUUACAGAGCCUAUGUCCUUACCUCCACCUGAGAAUUAUAUAGGAAGUGGUCCAGGGCUCACAGUAAAUUGUGAACCCAUUAUCGAGGAGCCAGCCACCCCAGAAUCAUCAAUAGAAGAUACAGAAAGAGACAUUGAGGAUGCAUUUUAUGAGGAUCCUGAUGAAAUCCCAGAAAUAAAGCUCAACAUCGAGGAAUUUACAACUAACCUAAAGAGCUUCAUUCAGGAAAAUAAAGAAAUUCAAGAAGGUGAUAUGUCCAGAGCCAUUAUUGCACUGAGCCCCCAACUUGCUUCUAUUCCAACACCCAAACUGAAGCACGUUAGCCGACUGCGGACAGAACACCAAGUGUAUGAACUCCCGGAUUCACAUCCACUAUUAGAAGGGAUGGACAGGCGAGAACCUGAUGAUCCAAGUCCAUACCUUCUGGCCCUAUGGACACCAGGUGAGACUGCAGAUUCAGUUCAGCUUCCAGAAGGUAAAUGUAGCUCUACUGAAAGUGGCAUGUGCAACAACAAAACAUGUUUUCCAUGCAACAGCACACGAGAAGCACAUGCACAAACAGUCCGAGGGACUAUUCUGAUCCCUUGUAGAACAGCAAUGAGAGGUAGUUUCCCACUCAACGGCACAUAUUUCCAGGUCAAUGAGGUUUUUGCCGAUGAUAAAACCAGCAGGGAUCCUAUUAAAGUACCAAGAAGUUUGAUAUGGAACUUACCUAGACGGACAGUCUUCUUUGGGACCUCUGUCUCAACUAUAUUCAAAGGUAUGUCGACUGAAGGUAUCCAGUACUGCUUCUGGAGAGGAUUCGUAUGUGUCAGAGGAUUUGACCAAAAAACUCGAGCACCACGACCUCUAAAGGCCAGGUUGCAUCUCCCUGCAAGCAAGAUACCAAAGAAAAAUAGUGAAAACACAAGGUAAUGCAACAAGAAAGUUGCCAUCUCAAGUUAUGAGCCACUAUGCCCCCACUCCAGGAUGACAAAAGAACUGCUGAAGUAGGAUAGCAACACAUACCUGACAAAUUCUUUCAAAUUCUUGUUCCGGCCAGUAACCUGAUCACUUACCAGUAUGUAAGCAGCAAUGAGAAAUUAAUAGAAUAGAAUAUGAUAACUUCAUAGACAGAAAUUGCAUGUAAUCAUAGUAGUUUGCAAACAUGUAUCUGUUUCAUCUUUUUUAAUUUAUGCUCAUUAUUGAGCCAUUUUUUAAAGGGUAAAAGUAUUUGACAGGAAACAAUAAAUAAGCAAAUGUAAAAUUUGAAUAUUUUAUAGUUGUAUUACAUGUAUACAUUUUUAGAGUA